Neolamprologus brichardi is the source of this 806-nucleotide messenger RNA. RefSeq names its product prolactin-2. The record is from RefSeq and is a predicted model, not a curated record. Gene Ontology annotation, cellular component: extracellular region. Gene Ontology annotation, biological process: positive regulation of receptor signaling pathway via JAK-STAT; response to nutrient levels; positive regulation of cell population proliferation. Lineage: Eukaryota; Metazoa; Chordata; Actinopteri; Cichliformes; Cichlidae. Gene Ontology annotation, molecular function: hormone activity.
ACCAGAAGCUGACGGCAAAAGAAGAGAGAUGGCUCAGAGAAGAAUCAGGGGAGGCAAACUCAUGAUGGUGUUGUGUGUGGUGACGAUGUGCAGAGCCGUCCCCAUCAACGACCUCAUCUAUCGAGCCUCUCAACAGUCUGACAAACUGCACGCGCUCAGCACGAUGCUCACCCAGGAGCUGCAGGGCUCUGAGGUAUUCCCUAUAGACAGGGUUCACGCGUGCCACACCUCCUCUCUGCAGACCCCCACUGACAAGGAACAAGCACUUCAAGUAUCAGAGUCAGAUCUGUUGUCCCUGGCUCGGUCCCUCCUGCAGGCUUGGUCGGACCCUCUUGUAGUCCUGUCCUCCUCUACUAACGUCCUCCCGUACUCAGCCCAAAGCACCUUAUCCAAAACUAUCCAGAAGAUGCAGGAGCACUCCAAAGACCUCAAGGAUGGCCUGGAUAUACUAUCUAGCAAGAUGGGUCCAGCUGCUCAGACCAUCACUUCACUUCCAUUCAUAGAAACCAAUGAGAUCGGCCAGGACAAGAUUACCAAACUGCUGUCCUGCUUUCGCCGGGACUCUCACAAGAUCGACAGCUUCUUGAAAGUCCUGCGCUGCCGGGCAGCAAACAUGCAACCCCAGAUGUGCUGAAGAGUGGCUGUCCAGCCUGAAUCUGUGAAAAGAUCGUUCUUACAGCUUCUAUUGCUUAUCAAAUAGAGAAGUGCUCAUGAUAGAAAUUUGCUGUCUUAGAUAUUAUCUGGUUUGCUAAUUAGUAAGUUUUUUAGGCUUCAGGGAUUAAGGAUAAGGAAGAAUUAUAAGGCAC